This is a messenger RNA of Podarcis raffonei (Aeolian wall lizard), 1376 nucleotides long. RefSeq names its product melanoregulin (gene MREG). Bases 163 to 816 code for a protein of 217 amino acids. Lineage: Eukaryota; Metazoa; Chordata; Lepidosauria; Squamata; Lacertidae. Gene Ontology annotation, cellular component: melanosome. The transcript has 5 exons. Gene Ontology annotation, biological process: melanocyte differentiation; melanosome transport. The record is from RefSeq and is a predicted model, not a curated record.
CGCGCGCGGCCGCGGCCAGAAGGAGCCGGGUGCUCACGCGCCUCGCCGAGCGCGAAGGGGAUUUCGGCGAGCAUGAAGCGGGCGGUGCUGCGCGCUGGGGCGCGGAGGAGCUGAGCGAGGCUCUUGCGGGCGCUGGGGGGGGGGUGUCUCCGCCGCUCUUCCAUGGGGCUGAGCGACUGGCUGGAGGCUUGGUGCUGCUGCUGCGGCUGCCUCCGAGGACGGUGCCCGGGCGACGCGGCGCUUCCAGAGAAGGAGCCCCUGGUCAGUAAUAACAAUCCUUAUGCUUCAUUUGGAACAACUCAGGCAUGGGAUGAAGAGAAAAACUUGUGGAGUGCCCCUCAUGACAUCUCCCACACAGAAGCGGAUGAUGACCGGAUAUUGUACAACUUAAUUGUGGUUAGAGACAAAUUGGACAAAGAUUCUGAGGAAUGGCAAAAGCUGAACUAUGACAUCUAUACCCUGCGGCAAAUGCGAAGGGAAGUGAGAAACAGGUGGAAAUGCAUUUUGGAAGAUUUGGGUUUUCUGAAGGAAGCAGACACCCUGUUAUCCGUGACCAAACGAAGCAUUGUCAGUGACUCUCAGAACAUGAGCAAAGCCCGGGAGAUCCUCUUGAGGCUGUCUGAGGAGACAGCUAUUUUCCCAACAAGCUGGGAGCUUUCAGAGAGAUACCUCUUUGUGGUGGAUCGUCUCAUUGCCCUUGAUGCUGCUGAUGAAUUCUUUCGAAUUGCCAGUGCAACCUAUCCAAAGAGUGAAAGAUGUGCAGUGAAAGAGGAAGUCAAUCUGAUUGCGGUCCAGUUCAGUUCUUCUCUGUCAUAACACUGAUCACCUUUGGAUGGACUUUUGAUUUUGAAGGGAUUGGCCAGAGUAAUGUGACUUCUUCCUUCAGGAAACUAGUAUAUCUCAGAAAUGCAGGAUAAAUCCAGGAUGAUGCACCUGUUGUACCUGUUGUAUAGCGUGAUGCAAUAGAGACUCACCUUGACUCAGGAGAAAGUCUGUGAUUGGAGCCUGCUAUAAGCUUUGGUGCUAGAUUAGAUACUGGCAGUAGUCUUACAGCUGCAGUGAAUAUAAAAAGUGCAGCGACAGAAACCUCCUGUACUGCUUCCGAUGUAAUGUUUUUCUCUUUGACAGCUUGGUACAAUUGGUACAGUUAUUUCCCAUAACUGACUAUUUUCCUGUGUUCCUGUUUAAGUGGGAUUUUAACAGGGUGGAAAGUUAACUCCUUUUAAAACUGCCAUUUCAUCAAAUUCCUUCUCUCUUGAGAAUACACCAUGUAUCGUGCCAGGAAAACUCCUCAUAUCCAUCUAUGCAAUUAGAGAUUCUCUGUCUGGUAGAUGUGGGUGACGUAUUCAUCAACAAUGGCAGAAUGUUGUGAGAAC